Nanorana parkeri is the source of this 1729-nucleotide messenger RNA. RefSeq names its product LIM homeobox 9 (gene LHX9). The record is from RefSeq and is a predicted model, not a curated record. Gene Ontology annotation, molecular function: DNA-binding transcription factor activity, RNA polymerase II-specific; RNA polymerase II transcription regulatory region sequence-specific DNA binding. NCBI's taxonomy places the organism in Eukaryota, Metazoa, Chordata, Amphibia, Anura, Dicroglossidae. Gene Ontology annotation, biological process: neuron differentiation; regulation of transcription by RNA polymerase II. The coding region runs from base 95 to 1297 and encodes 400 amino acids. The transcript has 5 exons. Gene Ontology annotation, cellular component: nucleus.
UCUCCAGGAGGACCGGUACUGCUGAGAGUGUGAAGGCUGCCUGCCAGACCUUCUUCUGGGAUUGGAUGCUGGAGGACACAUUAGGCUUCUGUAUAUGGAAAUUGUGGGGUGCAGAACAGAAGAAAGUGCCUAUCCCUUCCGACCAGCAGCUAUGCUCUUCCACGGGAUAACCGGGGGACAUAUACAAGGGAUCAUGGAAGAGAUGGAGAGAAGGUCCAAGUCAGCAGACAACCGCUUAGCCAAAACGAUCCAAGUCAAUGGGAGAGAAACUAGAAUGCCACCACUCAGCCCGGAGAAGCCCACUCUGUGUGCGGGAUGUGGAGGAAAAAUUUCUGACAGAUAUUACCUCUUGGCUGUAGACAAGCAGUGGCAUCUACGCUGCCUGAAAUGCUGUGAAUGUAAACUGGCCUUGGAGUCAGAACUGACUUGCUUCGCAAAAGAUGGGAGUAUAUACUGUAAAGAAGAUUAUUACAGAAGGUUUUCGGUCCAGAGGUGUGCUCGUUGCCACCUUGGUAUCUCAGCUUCAGAAAUGGUUAUGAGAGCGAGAGAGUCGGUCUAUCACCUAAGCUGCUUCACGUGCACCACUUGUAACAAGACCCUGAGUACAGGAGAUCAUUUUGGCAUGAAGGAAAACCUAGUCUACUGCCGUGCUCACUUUGAGCUAUUGGUUCAGGGAGAUUUCCACCCACAGCUUAAUUACACUGAGCUCUCUGCCAAAGGAGGUGGGCUAUCUGCGCUUCCAUAUUUCACCAAUGGAACGGGUGCAGUGCAAAAGGGGAGACCCAGGAAGAGGAAGAGCCCGGCCCUGGGAGUAGAUAUUAUCAACUAUGCUUCAGGUGAGAGAUGCAAUGAAAAUGAAACAGAUUUGGACAGAGACCAGUCAUACCCUUCAUCUCAAAAGACGAAGCGUAUGCGUACCUCUUUUAAACAUCACCAGCUCCGCACCAUGAAGUCAUACUUUGCCAUAAACCACAAUCCAGAUGCAAAGGACCUGAAGCAACUGGCUCAGAAAACAGGAUUAACCAAAAGGGUUCUACAGGUUUGGUUUCAAAACGCACGGGCGAAAUUCAGAAGGAAUCUUUUACGACAGGAGAAUGGGGGAGGCGAUAAGGUUGAAGGUCCCUCUCUCAGCGCUCCAGCAUCAACGGACAGUGCUGCACUAACACCAACCGGUGCUGCAUCCACAUUAUCAGACCUCACCAGCCCCUCCCUCAAUGUUGGGGCCUCUGUAACUCCAAACAUGGACAGUCAUGAGUCUGGAAGCCCUUCUCAAACCACCCUCACCAAUCUUUUUUAACAUUUAUUAUGACUCUCUCUUGCUGUCUUUUCCCCUUGCAAUACUGUGCAUUUUUAUUCCCUUUUUAAGAUAUACCUUCAGCACAUUUUAGAAGAAGAUGGAUGAACACGACAGCCACCAAGUAAAUUAGUUAUAUGUUAAAAACCUAUGCUCUGUGCUAUUCUUUGUUGCCUAGAAACUUCUUAAUCCACACCUGUUCACAUGGAUGGAUGUUGUAUAGGGAGGAGGAAAGAGAUGUGCAGAAAAAAGGCAAACCUCCAUAUUUAAUGGUAUGCUUGGUUGUUCAUUGUUUUAUAUAAUAUAUAUAUCAUUCUUUACUCAGUGCUGGAAAGGUUUGUAGGGAUGUUUUCCUACUCAGAAAAAAACCAUGAGCUCCAACCUUUAUCCAUUGCAUUACCUUUUUUUUAUUCUCACUGUGAUCUUUAAAGGUAU